This is a messenger RNA of Naumovozyma dairenensis CBS 421, 1413 nucleotides long. RefSeq names its product citrate (Si)-synthase CIT2 (gene CIT2). Gene Ontology annotation, cellular component: mitochondrial matrix. Bases 1 to 1413 code for a protein of 470 amino acids. The transcript has a single exon. NCBI's taxonomy places the organism in Eukaryota, Fungi, Ascomycota, Saccharomycetes, Saccharomycetales, Saccharomycetaceae. Gene Ontology annotation, biological process: citrate metabolic process; tricarboxylic acid cycle; carbohydrate metabolic process. The record is from RefSeq and is a predicted model, not a curated record.
AUGUCUAGCUCAAUAUUAUCAACUCAAGCAAGAACUCUCCUCUCUCGUCAAAGAUCCUCCAUAUAUCUUUUACCACGUUUAUAUACCACUGCUUCUCCAGAAAGAACAUUAAAGGAAACAUUCGCCAACAUAAUCCCUGCCAAAGCGGAAGAAAUCAAGAAAUUUAAAAAGGAACAUGGUAAAACUGUCAUUGGUGAAGUUCUAUUAGAACAAGCAUACGGUGGUAUGCGUGGUAUCAAAGGUAUAGUUUGGGAAGGUUCUGUAUUAGAUCCAGAAGAAGGUAUUAAAUUUAGAGGUCGUACCAUUCCUGAAAUUCAAAAUCAAUUACCAAAGAUUAAUGAUGAACCAUUACCUGAAGGUUUAUUUUGGCUAUUAUUAACUGGUGAAAUUCCAACUUUAAAUCAAGUAAACGCCUUAAGUGCUGAUUUGGCUUCUAGAAGUGAAUUACCUGAUCAUGUAGUUCAAUUGUUGGAUAAUUUACCAAAACAUUUACAUCCUAUGGCUCAAUUUUCAAUGGCUGUGACUGCUUUAGAAAGUGAAUCUAAAUUUGCUAAAGCUUAUGCUCAAGGUGUCUCUAAGAAGGAUUAUUGGAGUUAUACUUUUGAAGAUUCAUUGGAUCUUUUGGGUAAAUUACCAAAUAUUGCUGCAAAGAUUUAUAGAAACGUCUUUAAAGAUGGUAAAUUAGGUCAAUUUGAUGCUCAAGCAGAUUAUGGUAAGAAUUUAGCUAAUUUAAUGGGGUAUUCAAACAAAGAUUUCAUUGAAUUGAUGAGAUUAUAUUUAACCAUUCAUUCUGAUCAUGAAGGUGGUAACGUCUCAGCUCAUACUACUCAUCUUGUUGGGUCUGCAUUAUCAAGUCCUUAUUUAUCAUUGGCUGCAGGUUUGAAUGGAUUAGCUGGUCCAUUACAUGGUCGUGCUAAUCAAGAAGUAUUAGAAUGGUUAUUUAAAUUAAGAGAAGAAGUUAAAGGUGAUUAUUCCACUGAGACCAUUGAGAAAUAUUUAUGGGAUACUUUGAAUUCAGGUAGAGUUGUGCCAGGUUAUGGUCAUGCUGUCUUAAGAAAGACUGAUCCACGUUAUAUGGCACAACGUGAAUUUGCAUUGAAACAUUUCCCAGAUUAUGAGUUAUUUACUUUAGUAUCCAAGAUUUAUGAAGUGGCACCAAAGGUCUUAACGAAACAUGGUAAGACUAAGAAUCCAUGGCCAAAUGUUGAUUCUCAUUCUGGUGUCUUAUUACAAUACUACGGGUUGAGUGAAGCCUCUUUCUACACUGUUUUAUUUGGUGUCUCUAGAGCGUUUGGUGUAUUACCACAAUUAAUCAUCGAUAGAGCUGUUGGUGCACCAAUUGAAAGACCAAAAUCCUUUUCUACGGAAAAAUACAUGGAAUUAGUGAAAAAAAUUGAGUCAAGUUCUAAAUAG